This is a messenger RNA of Mercurialis annua (annual mercury), 1483 nucleotides long. RefSeq names its product tetraspanin-10. Gene Ontology annotation, biological process: auxin-activated signaling pathway. The transcript is spliced from 11 exons. NCBI's taxonomy places the organism in Eukaryota, Viridiplantae, Streptophyta, Magnoliopsida, Malpighiales, Euphorbiaceae. Bases 392 to 1186 code for a protein of 264 amino acids. The record is from RefSeq and is a predicted model, not a curated record. Gene Ontology annotation, cellular component: plasma membrane; plasmodesma.
AGAAGAGUUUAAGAAUAUUUGUAUUUCUGUUACAUAAUUGUCGUGUCGUGUCCUGUGAUUAAAUUUAAACUUAACGCCAUGAAUCAAAGAAAUUAAAAACAAGAACCAUGUGCAACCUGUAAUUCAUUUUUAGUUGACAAGAAUACCCUUCAUUCUCUUCUCCAUUAUCCCCUAACAAAAUGCCAAACCAGACCAAAACCCUCUCUUCUUCUAACGCCAUUGCUUGUAGUGCAAGUGCCACUUAAAGCACUUAUGCUUCUUAAGUAACUACAAUACCCUUAAUACCCAUUUCUUCUUUUUUUCUUUCUUUAAAAACCCAUAAAAAUAUUCAAACUUUUAAAAAAAAUUAAUUUCUUGUCCUUCAUUUGUAUUUUCAUUGAAAAAAAAGGAGAUGGGUAUUGGUACCAGUAAUUUUGUGAUCAGAUGGAUCAAUUUUCUCACCAUGCUUUUAUCUAUAGCUGUCAUAAUUUUUGGGAUAUGGAUGAGCACACAUCAUGACAGCUGCAGAAAAUCUCUUACUCUUCCUGUUCUAGGCCUUGGUGGUUUCAUCUUCAUUAUAUCAAUCGUUGGUUUCAUGGGCGCGUUGAAGAACAACUCGAUACUGUUAUGGAUUUAUCUGGUUAUGCUCUGUAUUAUCUUGGUGGCAAUUCUGGUUUUCACCGUGUUGGCGUUUAUCAUAACAAAUAAUGGAUCCGGACAUAAUGCCCCUGGGUUGAGGUACAAGGAGUAUCAACUUCAGGAUUACAGCUCAUGGUUUCUUAAACAGUUGAAUAAUACCAAAAACUGGAAGCGCUUGAAGAGCUGUCUUGUUAAAUCAGAGGACUGCAAUAAUCUAUCCAAAAAAUAUAAGACUCUUAAGCAGUACAAGUCAGCAAAACUGAGUCCUAUUGAAGCCGGUUGCUGCAAGCCACCAUCCGAAUGUGGCUAUCCUGCUGUCAGUGCUUCAUACUUCGAUUUGAGCUUCCACCCCGUUAGCUCAAGCAAAGACUGCAAACUUUAUAAAAAUUCUCGUGCUAUCAAAUGCUACAACUGCGACUCCUGCAAGGCCGGCGUUGCACAAUACAUGAAAACUGAGUGGAGAGUCGUUGCAAUCUUUAAUGUGAUUCUAUUUGUUGUACUGUCAAUCAUAUAUUUCGUGGGAUGCUGUGCGAGGAGAAAUGUUGGUGGGAAUCAAUCUAAAGCUUGAAAAGAUUUGAUAAUUAAUUACUGUUCCUGAAAAUGACAUGAUUCAUCCCUUUGCUGAUCUUAGCUCUGUGUCCAGAGCAAUGAAUUGAAAGUUUGUGGGUCUUCUUCUCAAAGGUUUGGUAUUAGUGCACUACAAUUUGAUGAAAAGCCUUGUCUAGCCAUAAUUAGAAGUUGGUUGGCAACUAUCCUCUUCCACUGGCACCAUUUGAUGGUCAUGGAAUCUUGUACUAAUUGCAGAGUGAAUCAUUAUGAGCUGUAACUUAAUUCUCAUUAAUCCAAAUUAUUAAUCUUUUCUUAA